Cucurbita moschata (crookneck pumpkin) is the source of this 2118-nucleotide messenger RNA. Its product is annotated as GPI transamidase component PIG-S. Gene Ontology annotation, cellular component: GPI-anchor transamidase complex. Lineage: Eukaryota; Viridiplantae; Streptophyta; Magnoliopsida; Cucurbitales; Cucurbitaceae. The coding region runs from base 93 to 1901 and encodes 602 amino acids. Gene Ontology annotation, biological process: attachment of GPI anchor to protein. The record is from RefSeq and is a predicted model, not a curated record. The transcript has 13 exons.
AUCGUUAUUGAGAGGAAAUAGUUGAUUUCCAACAACAAAGCUUCUAUGAAUUGGGUGCCCCACUGAUCCCCGAGCUUCCGUCUGAUUCAGCAAUGGCGGAAAUCUCAGAACCUUCGAAUCCGCCACUUGAACAGUCCGCUUUCGACCCCAGUACCAUGCGGAAAACUAAGCCUGGCUUCAAGCGUCUAAUUCUUACCAUCUCCGUUUUCUCCUCUUUCCUCUUAGGUCUUCCAUUUCUAUGGAAAUCCGUCGAAAUCUACCGCGCGCCACUUCCGUUUAUGGACAUAGAUGCCCUCUCUUCUCAAUUAGAAUCCACACCAUUGCAAUUUCCUUGUAGUUUCCGGGUCAUUUAUGUUGGAUUUGAUUCCAUUGCCCCUCGAGUCUCAGCCGAGCAGCUAAAAUCGUCUAUCCUCGAUGAGAUUACUGAAUUGUCUUCUAAAUCUUCACUUUGUGGCAGUUGCAGCAACAACUACGAUGUCUCUGUGGUUAUUGAAUCGGGUUCUGAUUGCUCACAGACACGCACUGACGCAUCCUCGUGUUCGUGGCGGUGUGGAGCUCUCAGUGCUUCUGAUUUUGCUGUUUCUUUGGAAAAUGGCAAUGAUAGUGCCGAUGAUUUCUUGGAGGUUGCUCUGGGAGGUUGUUCGAGGUCAGCUUCUGGUGGGAGAGGUUAUAGUGUAGUGGUGAUGAACAGGGACGAGAAUGUGGAGGUCACCAUCGGAAAAUAUCGCCAUGCUUGGAUUGUUGGGAGGAUUUCAGAGAUGGAAGCAAUACCGAAAGUAGCGGAAAUUUUUGUGAAGUUGUUUGGUAAUGGUGGAAGGGAGGAGGGAUUAAUUCCUGGCGAGUUCAUGCCUGUUGGUGCUGAUGGAAAGAUUUUUCUUUCUUUUAAUUUGUUGAAUGCAGAUCCAGAUGAUUGGAUAUAUGACUGGGACUUUCAGACAGUAGAUGAAGUUCUAUUGAAACCUUUAAUCAAGGAAUUAGCACCUGUAGCAAAUGUCUCGGUCGAGAGUCAGGUUUUAUAUCAUACACCAACUUCCUCCUUUUCUUACUGGGAUGACGACCAGGAGAGCUACAUCUUCAAUACUAAAGAUCUUCCCUUUUUUGUGAAUUCAAACGAGUGGCAUUUGGAUACUUCUAUUGCAGCAGGCGGGAGGUCAAAGAUAUUGCAUUUUGUGAUAUAUAUACCAUCAGCAAGGGAGUGCCCCCUUCUUUUACAGCUUCCCGAUGGCCAGAUUUCAGAAACAAAUGGGUUUAUAUCUCCUAUGUGGGGAGGCGUAAUUGUUUGGAACCCUAAAGGCUGCCUAGACCGUAAAAGCAAGCAACACCAUAGGCAAAUGAUUUCUUAUCCAGAGUUGGAGAAAAUUGUUGAAGUGUUCCUGGGGCAGUUUCGGCAGCUUUUUGGCCUGAAGUCCGAUCCUCAACAUGUUGGUCUAUCGGGCACAUUCAAUAUUUUAACUAGCGAGAAAGGCUUUACAAAAUGGGAAAUUGAUUUUCUGUCGAGGCAGCAUUCAUGUUUUAAUCUUCAUUCUUGUGCUUCAUCCCUUGGAUCUCUUUCCAGAUUGGUUCAAUCAUUGCCGAGAAUGAUUAUCCUGGAUGAGAUUGGAAAACAGGUAAAAUAUUCUCUCAAGGCUGCAAACUUGGCCCAAAGAAAUGCCUCCCUGGGAGUUUUUGAUGCUGCAGCCAUCUCUUCCAGGCAAGCAAGAUCACUGGCAGAAGAUGCGUUCUUUCACCCAUCAAUAAUGUCAGUCAGCUAUUUUUCAUUUGAGCACUGCUUUGCUGUCUACUCGCCUUUCUUCUUGCCAGUUGCUUUGCAUGUAAUUUUGGCUGCACUGAGAGAAUGGAAAAGAUACAAGCAAGAACACAAGAAGUAUUUGGCUUUUUUGGCCAAACCAAAGCAAAGCUGAGAGCUUAAUCAUAGUGAAUUUGUGUUUGCUUAAUCGGUUCUUACAUUUUUCCUUGUAACUUAAGGAAGGCUUGUCAAGUUUAGAGGUAAACAAGUAGACAUUGAUAAUAUUUGUGGCGUAUCUCCAAUAACAUUCAUAGUUUUUAUGUCUAACACGAAGGUUGAUAUUGUAAAAAUCUUUGUUAUUUAUCUUAGUAUCAGAAUUUUGUUGAAAGAAA